Molecule: messenger RNA, 390 nt
Organism: Arctia plantaginis
Lineage: Eukaryota; Metazoa; Arthropoda; Insecta; Lepidoptera; Erebidae
Source: the annotation of a GenBank genome assembly
AUGUUGGGACAGCGACCGAGAUUCUUAAAACCAGGAGAUGAAACUCUGUACCCAACAAGAAACAAAGACGGUGUAAUCGAGACACUUGUAAACCCAAACAUAGACACAGCAUUAACCACCGAUAAUGAUUCUAAGACAUCUUUUGUUUACAAUCGUUAUCAUCAUUUACCGAUGGAUGCCCAACGGCAGAAGUUACCCGUAUUCCAGUAUAGGAAUCAUAUACUUUACUUGUUGGAGAAGUACCAGACUUUAGUCCUGAUUGGCGAAACUGGGUGCGGCAAGUCUACUCAAGUGCCUCAGUACCAUCAAUUGUUGGGCAGCGGUCCAACAAACACACAAGACAGCAUGGAGGGCGUAGUGGUUUGUGGGAAAAUGAAUUUCGAAAAAUAA